AAUCUUUAUAGAGCGCCUACUAUGUUCCAGGCCCUGUUCUCUUGCAGUUGACAUUCAGGUGGAGGGAGAGGGACCAUGAAAGGCAGCUGCCCAGGACCCAGCGCUCAGGUCCACCCAGGCGACUUGGCCUGCACCAGCCCACGGGGAGGAAGCCAGGCUUUGCGAGGGGAAGUGCACAGCGAGGAAGUAAGGACGUCCCCUGAGGGACGAUCGAGCCCUAGGCCCCUGUCCCAGAAUCCCGGUCACCGCGCCGAGGGCGCGCCCCUCCGCGUGCCAGACGCCCGGGCGCAGUCCCCGCCGGCGUUGGCCAGCAUGGGUUUCCCCUUCAGGGCCACCGGGGCCGGCCGGGACCAAAGCCCCGUGCCCCUCGGCUGCCCGCUGGGGGCGACCCGGGAGCGGCAGGGCAUGCACGUGAGCACGGAGGGAGGGGUCCGCGGCGCCCUCUUCGCGGUUCCCAGGCCCCCGCAGCGGCCCCACGUGGGCGCUGCGGGGUCUGGGGGCAACCCGUGCGAGGCCCCGCCCCGGGAGCCAGUGAGCGCGUGGCGAGGGCGGGGCCGCGCGGAGGCCCCGCCCUCGGGGAGGAGCCCGAGCGGCGAGGUUUAAGGCCGCGGGGCGCUGGCGGCGCACGGCUGGACGCGCUGCCGGACCGAGGAUCCUCCGCGCGGGUGUGCGGGGCAGCGCGCCCCGGGCAGCGCGCACCCCACGAUGCUCAAGCGCUGCGGCCGACGCCUGCUGCUGGCGCUGGCGGGCGCGCUGCUCGCCUGCCUGCUGGUGCUCACUGC
This is a messenger RNA of Hipposideros armiger (great roundleaf bat), 782 nucleotides long. RefSeq lists its product as uncharacterized. Lineage: Eukaryota; Metazoa; Chordata; Mammalia; Chiroptera; Hipposideridae. The record is from RefSeq and is a predicted model, not a curated record. The coding region runs from base 76 to 603 and encodes 175 amino acids. The transcript has 2 exons.